AAUUAAAUCAAUCAAAAAAGAUAAUAAAAUCAAAUAUUUAUCUCAAAACAAAAAAAUAACAAUUUAAAUUAUUUCUAAAUACUUCACACACACUCAGACAUAUAAUUAACUUCAACCAAUCCUUUGUUAAAAUGAAGAUCUCAUCCCUUUCUAGUAUCAGAAAUUUCUAAUCUUAAAACAGUAUGAGCUCUAUGGAUACGAUAGACUCUCCUAUCUAAAUUAUUGAAAAGAAGCACAGCAACAUUAAGAAAGUUUCUUCCCGUCCUUUAAUUAACAGUAUCAUUUCAAAGGAAGACCUCAGAUAGGUCAUUGCUAAUGAAAGCUAUUCUUGUAAAAACUCUCUCCGUCGCUUAAACAGCUAAAAUUUGAGUGACAACAAUAGCUCAGCUGGUGUUGCCAUAAAGAGUGAACGUAACAUUGCUGUCCCAGUCAGAGUUAUUUCUUAAUAACAUUUAUAAAAGCACAGCUACUAAAACUAAGCUGCUCCUUUAGAAGUUUUUCUUGAUUCUUCUGCUGAUGAAGACAAUCACCCUCAUGUCAUGGCUCCUUAAAAUUAUCACCUUUCACAAUAUGCUAAUUAACAAUCUAACUAUUACGUUGUUAAUCAAGAUAACGAAAGUGAAUGCGAUAGUGAUAGCGAUGAACACAAUAUUUGGGAUAAUUCUGAAGCUUAAAAUAUGGGAAUCAAUAUCGAGAAUUCCGAGGUUCCUUAUGAAUUUUGCCAACUCUUCUACAUUCGUUCAUAAUUAUAUCAAGCUAACAGAAUAAGCAAAACAAACAUUCUUGAUGAGGUUUAGGUCAUUUCUAACAUGUGCAAAAAGUAAAUGAAUGUCCUCAAAUCAAGUAAACUCAUAGAUUAAUUAGAAAUGAAUCACCAUAUCAGUCUUAGAAAGAAUUAAAUGCAACUCUCUAAGCUUAAACUUCAAAAAGAGUCUUUAUCAAAGCCAAUUGCUAGCUAAGAAAUGUCUUAAAGCUAAAAACAAACCCCCAAAGCUUUCAGAAUCUCUCAAAAUAAUUUAUUCCACACCCCAAAUAAACCCUCUAAAUAAUGUUCUAUUCCAAACAUCCCUGAAGAUAUGACAUCACCAAUUUAUCACUAAGGACGUCAUAAUUUGACAAAAUCAACAAUGAAUUUAAAAAUGGCCUCCUGUGAAACACUCCCAAUGAAAAUUUCUUCACCAAACAACAAUAGCAAUAACAUCAGUAAAAUUAAUACACCCACUACAGUAAGAAAAAUUAACUUAAAAUUGAACAUUUCAAAAAACCAAAGACCUGCUUCAAAAUUAGGCCAAGAAAGAUAUGCUGCUAUCAGCAAACAUACAAUCUACAAUUGCUUAAGUAAAGCUUUUAGUCACUCUAAAUUCCAUCCCUUAUAAAAUGAAAUCAACGUUUGAAAAAAAGAAGCAAAUUUUUUUGUAUGAAAGCUAGACAAAAAACUAAAUAAUAAUUAACUACCAAUUACUAACUAACAAACUAACAAUUUUUGAAAGCAACAAGUCUCUAAAAUAAAAUCUCUACUAAUUAAAAAAUACUAAUUUAUUUUUAAAAAAACUCUACUAACCAUUUAAAAUAAAACAAAUUAAAUUAACUCUCUCUCACCCACCUACCCAUUUAUAAAUAAAUAAACAAAAAAAUAAUUAAAAAACAAUCGCACAUACAAUAUAAAACUCAAGUUUUCAAAAAUAUAUUACAAAAACCCUCUAAAAUUAUAUUAGUUAUUUGCAAUUAAAUUUGUAUAAAAUACUCUUGAUUUAUAUUAGUUUACAAAAAUAUUAAUCUUCAAAACGAUUAUUUC
Tetrahymena thermophila SB210 is the source of this 1795-nucleotide messenger RNA. RefSeq lists its product as hypothetical. The record is from RefSeq and is a predicted model, not a curated record. The transcript has a single exon. Lineage: Eukaryota; Ciliophora; Oligohymenophorea; Hymenostomatida; Tetrahymenidae.